Coniophora puteana RWD-64-598 SS2 is the source of this 823-nucleotide messenger RNA. RefSeq lists its product as uncharacterized. The record is from RefSeq and is a predicted model, not a curated record. Bases 1 to 735 code for a protein of 244 amino acids. Lineage: Eukaryota; Fungi; Basidiomycota; Agaricomycetes; Boletales; Coniophoraceae. The transcript has 4 exons.
AUGUCAGACGUCGCUCAGAAAAACCAAACAUCCCCGACCCCACCCGAACGCACGCAGAUAUACAUCGACAUUCUCCAGGAUAGAUACCCCUCUACUACCAGCGUAGGAGCCUUGAACGCCGGUUUGCCCUAUCCUCAAGACUAUCACAAUUUCGCGAAAGCCUCAAAUUCGAACGCGCCGCAGUCUAUCCGGACAAUCGACCCCACUUUGAUUUUUCUCGCGCCAUCAGUAAUAGACGCAACUUCGUCCUUCAUCGUCCUUUUCGACGGAGCCCCCAUUCAUAACGAAGACACGCGCUUGAGACGCCAACCGUCACCAUCCAGCGGUCAUCCUCAAAGCGGGGCGAAUGUGUUUUACAGCACAGCGCUUGUUCCUAACUUUUGGGAGGUCAUACGCACUAGCCAAGACCCGACCGUAUACUCCAUUCUCCAGGACGUCCGCCGCGUUGACGAGCAUGCUCCCCGUGAGCUCCCUCGGAGGCAGAGAUCGAUUCUUAUCUUCUCCGCGAUUUAUCAGUUCCGAUACGUGGCACCACCCGGUGCGACGGCCACAGAUCUGCUUGAAACACCGACUCAGCUCCCCGCUCCCUUUUACGGCGAGGAUGGCGUGAAUGGAGAGCCAUUUUCUACGUUUGAAGACGGCUUGCUAUACAUGAACUUAAUCAACGACUUCACGGCGGCGACUUCUUAUGACCUUUCGCUCGCUCAGAAUUAUGAUAGCCAAAACCAGCAAUAGUGGCGGCCGUUCCUAUGAUACUGUCGUAUCAGGCCUUUAGGUCGUAUAGGGUCGUAUCCUACUUACCGCUGGCAAUUUUAUAACAUCC